Messenger RNA from Bufo gargarizans (Asiatic toad), 2032 nucleotides. RefSeq names its product kynurenine 3-monooxygenase (gene KMO). The transcript is spliced from 15 exons. Bases 71 to 1504 code for a protein of 477 amino acids. Gene Ontology annotation, cellular component: mitochondrial outer membrane. Lineage: Eukaryota; Metazoa; Chordata; Amphibia; Anura; Bufonidae. Gene Ontology annotation, molecular function: kynurenine 3-monooxygenase activity; NAD(P)H oxidase H2O2-forming activity; FAD binding. Gene Ontology annotation, biological process: quinolinate biosynthetic process; L-tryptophan catabolic process; NAD+ metabolic process. The record is from RefSeq and is a predicted model, not a curated record.
GUCACAUAAUACUCUACUUCUUAGUUUAACGUUAUUGUAGCUUAAAGCUCACAGCAAAAUCUUUGCACUCAUGAUCAUGGAAAAAUCUUCAAAUCAGAAAACAAUUUCCAUUAUUGGUGGUGGAUUGGUUGGAAGCUUAAAUGCUUGUUUUUUUGCUAAGAAUGGAUUCCUGGUUGAACUUUAUGAGGCAAGAGAAGAUAUAAGAACAGCCAAAAGAGUCAGUGGAAGAAGCAUUAAUUUGGCAUUGUCAUACAGAGGUCGGCAAGCUCUCAAAGCUGUCGACUUAGAAGAUAAGAUUGUGGCCAAUGGCAUUCCUCUGCGGGCAAGGAUGAUUCACUCAGUUAAGGGUAAAAAGUAUUCCAUACCCUAUGGCAAAAAAGAUCAGUAUAUCCUGUCAGUCGACAGAGCAAAUUUAAAUAAAGAACUGCUUAAUGCUGCAGAAAAGCAUUCCAAUGUUAAGUUGCAUUUUCAACACAAGUUGACUGACUGCAAUGUUGAAUCUGGUAUGUUGGUGUUUAAAGGGAAGCAGGGCACUGCAAAGUAUACACAUGCAGAUUUGAUUGUGGGAUGUGAUGGUGCCUUCUCAACUGUAAGAAAACAAUUUAUGAAAAAAAUACGCUUUAAUUACAGCCAUGUAUAUAUCCCUCAUGGAUACAAGGAGUUGACAAUUCCUCCUAAAAAUGGAGAGUUCGCCUUGGAACCUAACUAUUUGCACAUAUGGCCAAGAAAUACAUUUAUGAUGAUUGCAUUGCCCAAUUUGGAUAAAUCUUUUACAUGCACUCUUUUCAUGUCAUUUGAAGACUUUGAAAAACUUUCCAAAGCAGAAGAAGUACUAGACUUUUUCAAGAAACAUUUUCAAGACUCCAUACAUUUAUUUGGACAGGACAAUUUGAAAACGGAUUUCUUCCAGUUGCCACCACAAGCCUUGAUCUCUGUUAAAUGUUCUACAUUUUGCUUGGACAGUAAAUGUGUUAUAAUGGGUGAUGCAGCCCAUGCUGUUGUGCCUUUCUAUGGACAAGGAAUGAAUGCUGGAUUUGAAGACUGCCUUAUAUUUUCUGAAUUAAUGGAGCAAUACAGCGAUGAUUUCAGUAUCUGUGUUCCUGAAUUUUCCCAAAUUAGAGUGCCUGAUGCUCAUGCAAUUUCAGAUCUGGCCAUGUACAAUUACAAGGAGAUGAGGUCCCAUGUGAACUCCAAGUGGUUUCUUUAUCGAAAAUAUAUAGACAGCACUCUGCACAUGUUAAUGCCAUCUACUUUCAUUCCUCUUUACUCAAUGGUAACAUUCACUAGGAUACAAUACCACAAAGUUGUCCUCCGCUGGAAGUGGCAAAAUAGGGUUAUAAAUGCAGGACUUGUGUCAUUUGGUUGUGCAAUGAUGUGCUGUGUCACUUACCAGCUAUUAAAAUAUCUGCCUCAUAUCAAAGAAACGUUUACCCAACUUGAAUUCCACUUGCCAACAGUUCGUUUCCUAUCCCUGCCUAACUUCGAUUUCACAGAAGUUCUUUAAGGAGACAUUUUCUUGAAAGAUUAUCCAAAAUUGGGUCUGGGCUUCAGUCUCCAAGCAGCUAAUUGUCAUAAUUUCAUAAAAAGUUUAAAAAAUUUAAAUAAAAAUAUUUUGAAAUUACAAUGAAAUGUAUUUGUUUAAAUGUUAUCACAUGGCAUUUAUGUUUCUGUUUUAUUAGAUCACACUGUAAAGCAUUUGGCUUUCAACCCAUUUAUGCUGUAACCACUUUUAUUUAGUUUUUUACUCUUUGCCUUUCUAAGGCCAUAACUUUAUUUUUUCAUUCACAUAGCAAGAUGAAGUGUUGCAUUUUUGAAGGACAUGCUGUACUUUAUAUUUUUCACGUAGUAGGUGGCUAAAUCUAAAUGGUAGAAUUGAAAAAAAAAAUGCAAUUAUAUGAUUAAAAUAUAAAAUACAUAAAUAAGUAAAAAGUUAGUUUUUUUUAAUCUCUAUAUUCUAACACCCAUAAUUUGUCUUAUAUUUAUGUUUAAAGAGCUGUGUUAGGGCUAUUUUUGUGUUGGCCUAUCUAUAGUU